AUGCUGGUGCACACUUACUCCCCCAUGGUGAGUGGUCUGGGUCCCGGGGUGCGGGGGCGGCAGGACCCCGAGUGCUGGACCUUCCAAACCUCCUCCUACAACGAAAGCUCAGAGCGAGGGGGCCGCAGGGGCUCCCUCCGACAGCUAAAAUCGGCCAUGGAUGAAUCGGGAAUGAUCCUCCUGGACCAGUCUGUGAUCAAGAAAGUCCCCAUCCCUUCCAAAGCCAGCAGCCUCUCAGCCCUCUCACUGGCCAAAGAUGGCCUGGUUGGCGGCAUCACGAACCCCAGUGAGGUCUUCUGCUCCGUGCCAGGCCGGCUUUCACUGCUCAGCUCGACAUCCAAGUACAAGGUGACAGUGGGGGAGGUCCAGCGCCGACUCUCACCUCCCGAGUGCCUCAACGCCUCACUCCUGGGUGGUGUCCUUCGCAGGGCCAAGUCCAAGAAUGGAGGCCGGUGCCUGCGGGAGCGGCUGGAGAAGAUUGGGCUCAACUUGCCAGCGGGCCGUCGCAAGGCCGCCAACGUGACGCUGCUCACUUCGCUGGUGGAGGGAGAGGCUAUACACCUUGCCCGAGACUUCGGCUACAUCUGUGAGACCGAGUUCCCAGCCAAGGCAGCUGCAGAGUACCUGUGCCGACAGCAUGCCGAGUCUGGGGAGCUGCACAGCCGCAAGAACAUGCUCCUGGCUGCCAAGCAGAUCUGCAAGGAGUUUGCAGAUCUGAUGGCUCAGGACCGCUCGCCACUGGGCAACAGCCGCCCAGCACUGAUCCUGGAGCCCGGAGUGCAGAGUUGCCUGACACACUUUAGCCUCAUCACCCAUGGCUUUGGCGGGCCAGCCAUCUGUGCUGCCCUCACUGCCUUCCAGAACUACUUGCUGGAGUCACUCAAGGGGCUGGACAAGAUAUUUCUAAGUAGUACAGGCAGUGGGCAUGGCGACACCAAGACUUCAGAGAAGGAUGCCAAGCAUCGGAAAUAACCAUUUCCCCGGCCCCUCCCUAAUCGGCUCCCAAGGCCUGAAGAAAUGAGGUCUUAGCUCCUGGGGGUGGGCCUGCAAGGAUUAAAAGGUGGGGUUGGAGUCAGGCCAGAAAGAGAAGAUCCAUCCAGAA
Messenger RNA from Miniopterus natalensis, 1102 nucleotides. The record is from RefSeq and is a predicted model, not a curated record. NCBI's taxonomy places the organism in Eukaryota, Metazoa, Chordata, Mammalia, Chiroptera, Miniopteridae.